AUGACAGUGUUUAAGAGCUCUGCUGGUUCACAGAUGAAACCCUGUGGAGAAAUCGAUGUGUGCUUUUGUGUGUGUGAUGACCCUUGGCUAGAGGUGAACUUGGGGAAACAUAAAGCCUCCUGUGUUGUGUUCCCUUUCUGCAGAAACUCCACCUACUGCAUGAAGGUGUCCAUGUCCUUGGCGGUGGAGGAGAAUGACGAGGGCCUGUGCUUCAACAGUAAAAUACGCCACCUGGAGAAAGCAGAGAUCACUAAGAGCAAGAUGAUCAACUGCCCCGACAUCGAGGAUUACCUCGCCCCUUACAAGCAGCCCCAGAUGACCUGGUAUAAGGUAACAAAUCACUCUUUUUCUCAGAAAUGUUGUAUAUUCUUUGUGUAUGAACCCAGGAAGAUUAGCCCUGAUACACUAAUGGGUAUCUAAAUAAACGUAACUUAACUUAACAUAGUGAAUCGGUAGUUAAUGACUGAGUUGGAUCAAAAGAUAUGGAACCAAGUGGCCUCCCGAGUGGCGCAGAGGUCUAAGGCAGUGCAGUGCUUGAGGCGUUACUACAGAUCCGGGUUCGAUCCCGGUCUGUGUCGCAGCCGGCCGCGACCGGGAGACCCAUGAGGCGACGCAUGAUUGGCUGAGCGUCGUCUGGUUUAGUGGAGGGUUUGGCCUACCGGGAUGUCUUCAUCGCGCUCUAGCAACUCCUGUGGCGGUCCGGGCGCAUGCACGCUGACACGGUCACCAGUUGCAUGUUCCUCCGACACAUUGGUGCGGCUGGCUUCCGGGUUAAGCGAGCAGUGUGUCAAGAAGCAGUGAGGCUUGGCAGGGUCGUGUUUCGGAGGACGCAUGGCUCUCGACCUUCGCCUCUCCCGAGUCCGUACGGGAGUUGCAGUGAUGGGACAAGACUGUAACUACCAAUUGGGGAAUGUUUUUUUUUUUAAUAUAUGAAAACCAGAUGAAACUGACGUGGUAUAACACUGUGUGAUGUUAAUGUCUGUCUAGGAGUGUGAGAAGAGGACGUGGCGGAGCUCCGUCAUGGUGAACAUCACCAACAUCUGGUUUCCUGAGGUGCAGGAGGACGACGGCGGGAACUACACCUGUGAGCUGAAAUAUGGCAGCCGGGUGGUGAGGAGGACCACAGAGCUCAAAGUCACAGGUAAGCCCCCCAUGUUGUGUGUGUGUGAGUUUGGGUGUGUCUGGUUACAGUAUGAAUGUAUUGUAUAUUGUUAUGUGCGUGUGUAUGUGCACAGUGCCAAAAACAGUUUGACAGCUGGCCACGAUUUGUAUCUGAAAUCAGCUGCAGUGAACAGUGAGCGGAAAGGUUUACACUUUUGCACUCUUACACUUAAUAUUCUGAAGCCCCUUCCUCUCAAG
This is a messenger RNA of Coregonus sp. 'balchen', 1359 nucleotides long. NCBI's taxonomy places the organism in Eukaryota, Metazoa, Chordata, Actinopteri, Salmoniformes, Salmonidae. The record is from the annotation of a GenBank genome assembly.